UAAUUUUCCUUUUUUUUAAAUUUUAAAAAUUUAGUUGUUUUUUCUGGUAAAUAUUUUUAUCGUUCGUUAUAACUUGUUCAACGAAACGUUUGUUAUGUGUUUGUUUAAAUUCGUGGCGACGGCGAAAUCGAGUGGGAGAGAGAUCUCGCCGGCGGAUAACGACAGCGGCGGUGCUUGUUGAGGGAGAGAGAGAUCUCGCCGGCGGUUAACGGAGGCGUUUGUUGAGGGAGAGGGAGGGAAGAUGGUGGGACCGGCGCGGCCUCAGUUUGUGCUCUUUGGAUCCUCAAUCGUUCAAAUGAGCUUCGGCCAUGGCGGUUGGGGCGCCAUUCUCUCCGAGGUCUACGCUCGCAAGGCUGACGUUAUUCUGCGAGGAUAUUAUGGAUGGAACUCGAGACGUGCUGUUGAAGUCGUGGACAAAGUGUUCCCCAAGGAUGCUGCAGUACAACCUUCUUUGGUAAUUGUCUAUUUCGGAGGAAAUGAUUCGAUGGCUCCUCACCCUUCUGGCCUAGGGCCACACGUACCGCUUAAUGAAUACGUUGAGAACAUGAGAAAGAUCGCACUUCAUCUGAAGAGUCUUUCAGAUUCGACACGUAUAAUCGUUCUUAGCUGCCCACCCGUGGAUGAAGCCAAAGUUCGCCAGAACCAAAGUCCAUACCUAAGUGAAGUAAUCCGCACAAACGAGCUCUGCCAAAAGUAUUCGGAUGCUUGCGUGGAUCUGUGCAAGGAACUCGGCUUGCAAGUUGUUGAUCUCUUUUCUACUCUUCAGAAACCGGAUGACUGGGAAACCGUUUGCUUCACAGAUGGAAUUCAUUUGUCUGCUGAGGGAAGCAAAUUGGUGGCGGCUGAGAUCUUGAGAGUGAUCAAAGAAGCGGAAUGGGAUCCGUCGCUUCACUGGAAGUCUAUGCCGACUGAAUUCUCGGAGAACUCGCCUUACGAUCUCGUCUCGGCUGACGGAAAAAGUACACUAAACUCCUCGGAAUGGACUUAUUUCUGGGAUCAUCAAUGGGACUAAACGCUCGGUAUCGAUCAAAAGCUUUACGAAAUCGUACGGAACGUAACUGCAUUUCGUUGUAUUAUGGCAAUGUACUGGGACAUCUUUAUGCAAAUAUGGUUCUUUGGUAUUGUUCAGGAGGAAGAGGGGAGUGAUUGAGCAGACACUGCGAUUGGCGUGACCGCUAAAACGCUACGUACGUUUGCGGUUGCUGGACGCAAGAAUAACCUAAAAUAUAUAUAGAGUUCUUCCUUUUGUUUGAACUUAAAAAUGUUUUAUUCGGAAGAAUUUAUACAUUGAAAUAGUUUAUGCCUCUUUGAUCA
Messenger RNA from Tarenaya hassleriana, 1314 nucleotides. Its product is annotated as GDSL esterase/lipase CPRD49. The record is from RefSeq and is a predicted model, not a curated record. Gene Ontology annotation, molecular function: hydrolase activity, acting on ester bonds. The transcript is spliced from 6 exons. Lineage: Eukaryota; Viridiplantae; Streptophyta; Magnoliopsida; Brassicales; Cleomaceae. The coding region runs from base 242 to 1012 and encodes 256 amino acids.